Penicillium manginii is the source of this 1323-nucleotide messenger RNA. RefSeq lists its product as uncharacterized. The record is from RefSeq and is a predicted model, not a curated record. NCBI's taxonomy places the organism in Eukaryota, Fungi, Ascomycota, Eurotiomycetes, Eurotiales, Aspergillaceae. The coding region runs from base 1 to 1323 and encodes 440 amino acids. The transcript has a single exon.
AUGGAGAAACAGGACCCCUCAUCGCUUCGAGAAGCGUGCGCUGAUCCAGAUGCACUCUUCGCGAUUCCACAAAACGACCUGUUGCAGCUAGUCUACCAAGAAUUCUCGGCUGAUAUUGACCGAUUAAAACGGGCUUAUUCGAUUCGUGAUGCGUGGUGUCCCCCUGAUUCUCUUUCUCCGUCAUAUAUACUUUACCAGGAGAACUACGACGAGGUCAACAGAACCCUGGUGGGGGUUCUCUCUCUGCGUUGGAUCCAUCUAGAGCAAUAUGGAGUCUUUGUGGCAUCACAACCACCUGAAACCCAACUAGCAAGAGAAUCAUUCGACUGGAUUCGAGGAUUUUAUACGCAGACGAUCAAGGAUUCGAAUACGCUAUACGCGCUAAUUAUGUCCAUCGUCAUCAACGAUCUGGGCAAAGACCCGCAAUUAGCGUUAGACUAUGAAAAAUCAACCGGCGAAGACAUUUCGCAUAUCAAUCAUGACGCAGUUCUCCUCAAAGCAUGCAGUACUGGUCUCAUCCCGUCUCUCGGAAGACUGCCUUGUCGAGACAGAGAAGAUAUCGUGCGCGCAAUCGAACUCGGCGCGACUUUCAAUUUUGGCCAGCUAGCACAGGCAGAGAAUGUUCCUGUUUGUCUCACCGGCCUGCUAAAAAUGAAGUGUAGCCCUCGCAGCUUUCAGCUUCGAUUCAUGGAGCAACUAUUAGAUAUUGCCGGAGCAGCAGGCCAUAUGGACUGGACGUGCGCCAAAAAGCUCACCCAGCCGAUCUUUCAAUCUUAUAAAAACGUCUAUGAUGCUUGCCAGGGUGUCAUUUCAGGAAGCUUAGACAUCCGCGGUGGAUAUGAUCUCAUUCUCAUUCGGCGGGCACAGUUUAUUCAUGACCUGGGUUUCCGGCUGCUCUCCGUGCAGGAGUCAUUAAGCGAUCGCGCCUUGAUGCGAAUAUUUUGCAUGGGAAAUGUGGCAACCCUGGAAAAGGCAAAGCUCUUCGAAGAGACGUGGAAUCGCCUCGACGAUCUAACUCGAGAGAAUCUCAUACGGGGAUUGAAUAUUGAUGGGCACAGUGGCAAACCAGCUGUACAACCGACGUACAUGCCUGCUUUCCUGAGCCGAAUUCCGAAUGAGAGAACCUUGGCAUGUGCUCUAUGUUACCUCUCUCGCAUUUUGAAUCUCAUGGAGCCUCAGGACUCGUCAACUCUCGUCAUUGAGAGGAGUCUCCUGGGGGUGAUGAAACAGUUUGUCGAGACUGGAAUUUUCGAUCAAGAUCCUACUAUUUUAGAAAGUCUCGAUGUACCGGAAAGUGUUGUCGCACAAAUAAUAUUAGAUUAG